This is a messenger RNA of Ictalurus punctatus (channel catfish), 5006 nucleotides long. RefSeq names its product DP-Gal:betaGlcNAc beta 1,4- galactosyltransferase, polypeptide 1, like (gene b4galt1l). The transcript is spliced from 6 exons. Gene Ontology annotation, biological process: carbohydrate metabolic process; protein N-linked glycosylation. The record is from RefSeq and is a predicted model, not a curated record. The coding region runs from base 794 to 1858 and encodes 354 amino acids. Gene Ontology annotation, molecular function: beta-N-acetylglucosaminylglycopeptide beta-1,4-galactosyltransferase activity; cytoskeletal protein binding. Lineage: Eukaryota; Metazoa; Chordata; Actinopteri; Siluriformes; Ictaluridae.
GUUCACGCGAGCUUCUUCGAGCGCGAGGCGUACCUUAUCUCCCAGUGUAACGGGAAGUAGUGCGUUCUAGAACGCAUUACGACGGCUUACUGUCACUUUUAUAACUUUCCUUGGACUAACAUUUCUUCUUCUUUUUUUUGAUACCGUGGGGUUCUUUUAAAGCUGUUGGAGAACCGUACCGAAAAGGACGACAAGUUGCCUGAAGGAAAAGCGGAUUAAAGUUCGUUCAAGUCACGAGUAAUUUAGCUAAGCUAGCUAGUUAGCCGAGUGAGCAUGCUAACGCUAAUGAAGCACUGACAUGUAACAUUUUUUUUAAACAGCAUAUGUUAUGGUAAUGGGUUUUAGAAAUUUACAGAAAAAUUCGAGUAACGUUAUUUAGUGUUUUUUUUUUUUGGUAACAUUAUAUAGACCGACAGGCUGUAUAGAAAACUAAGAAAUGUUUGUUGAACAGGAAGUGAGGUAGGUAAAUUGGAUUAAAAAAGGUCAAAACUGUAGUAUUUAUCUUUGUAUUAUUAUUAUUAUUAUUAUUAUUAUUAUUAUUAUUAUUAUUAUUUAGCAAUUUCCUUGCAAACACUGGAUUUUCUUUUCUUUUUCUUGAUUGUACAGUGCCAAAUCAAGCGAGGUGUAUGUAGAUGUAGUAUUUAUUUUGAUGUAGCCGCUUUAUUUAGUUAGAUAUUACUCUGUAAUUUACAUCAACACAUAGCUAGCUAGACUUAGAGUAACAGGUCUUGCUUAAUCGCCUUUUGCUUUUUUCGUUUUUUUUUUUUUUUUUUUUUUUUAAAUUUAUUUAAAGAUGCGCGAUCCAAAUGUGAAUUUUAAUUUCCUCCAUAAGACCUGCACUCUUGUUGUGCUCCUUUGCUUCCUGCACAUCUUUGUCACUGUAGUUUAUUAUGUCAGAUCGCUGGACUUCACACAAUCAUUUGUACAAAACCAGCAACAAAUCCACCAGGUCCAGAGGAAACUGGAAGCGCACACAGGAAGCACCGAAGAACCAAAUACAAGCAGCACUUUAGCUUCUAACAGCACUGUUAAAGAGAAAGAGCUGGAAAAAUGCCCUGAUCCGUCUCCUUUGCUUGUGGGUCCACUCCGAGUCGAGUUUUCCACUCCAGUGAGCCUUGAUCAGGUGAGGAAUGAGAACCCAGCGCUGCAGGAGGGAGGACGCUUCAAACCCAAAGAUUGCGUAGCUCUGCAGAAAGUGGCCAUCAUCAUCCCCUUCCGAAAGCGAGACGAGCACCUCAAAUUCUGGUUGUAUUACCUGCACCCGAUCCUGCAGCGGCAGCAGCUCGACUACGGUGUCUACGUCAUCAACCAGGAUGGAGAAGAGACGUUUAACCGGGCCAAACUGCUCAAUGUUGGCUACGCUGAGGCCCUGAAGGAAUACGACUACGAAUGCUUCGUAUUCAGCGACGUUGACCUCAUUCCCAUGGACGACCGAAACACAUACAAAUGCUUCAGUCAGCCAAGACACCUGUCUGUCUCCAUGGACAAAUUCGGCUUCAGACUUCCAUAUAACCAGUACUUUGGUGGUGUGUCAUCCCUAAGCAAGGAGCAGUACCUGAAGAUUAACGGCUUUCCAAAUAACUACUGGGGCUGGGGAGGCGAGGAUGAUGAUAUUUUCAACAGGCUGAGCUCCAAAGGGAUGUCCAUAUCCAGACCCAGCGGUGUAAUUGGAAACUGCAGGAUGAUCCGUCAUGAACGGGACAAACAGAACGACCCAAAUCCCCAGAGGUUUGACCGAAUAGCACACACCAGAGAGACCAUGCACAGAGAUGGCAUCAACUCGUUGUCCUAUAAAGUGGUGAGAGUGGAGAAGGACCAGCUGUUUACCAAAAUCACAGUUGAUGUCGGCAAACCAUAAAACUGACGCAUUUUACAAGAACGAACUCCUAAAAGAUUUUUAAACUAUCAGGAAAACGAUGCAGUAUCCAAAUGUGCCUUGACAUUCUAAGUCGCAUAUACCUUCAAUUUUUUUUUUUUUUUUUUUUUUAAAUAAUCUUUUCGAAGUGAAUUCUAUAUUUUUAAAAGACAUUGGAAAUUUAUAUGCCAUCUUUGCACAAGUGAUGGUGAACUGAAAGAAAGUGUAUAUGUGAAUCGAGGUCAUAGUGGUGUGUGUUUGAGGAUUUUUCCUUUUCUAAAGCGCUCUUUACUGGGAUAUUAGAGCAUCUCUUGAGCCACAGUGGAUGCAACUUGCCAAGCAAGGCAUUAUGUAAAGAAUGUAUGCUGCAGUGUGUGUGUGCGUGUGUGUGUGUGUGUAUGUAUGUGUGUCUAUGUUCUCUUUUUCAGCUUUGCCUUAUAUCACAUCUUUAGACAUGAUGAUUUAGAUAGGAGUUUGUGCUGGACUUGCUAAAAUUCCAAGUCAUGCAAAAAGUUUAAGCCUUCUUAAAAUCCUCAUUCCACUUUUAUGGCCAGAAACCAAAAAGAAGACUUGUGGGGUUUUUUUUCUGAAUGUAUUCUUGGUGCUUUACUCUUUGACUGUAAAGAAAUCUAACACUCUGAGGUAGAGGUAGGUAAUUUAGGCAAAGAUAAUUGUAAUAUCCCCAUUCCUUUCAUAAUACAUAUUAAAAAUGUAAAAAGUCUAUAGUCUGUUUUUGGGGAAAAAUCAUUUCAGUGUUUAAAAAAAAAAAAGGCAUUUAAUAUUGGAGGAAUAGCAUACAACAAGAAAUGAAUGAGAAAUACAUAAUAGGCUUAAGUCCAACAAUACAGUACAUGCAGUAUCAAAAGUGCCAACAUAUAUGGUUUAUCUGUAGCAUUCAUGAUUCUUGACACUUUACUCUGGUGAUAUGGGAGACACCUUAAAACACCCUAAAAAAAGAUUUUCUGCUUUCUCAGCAAUAACAAAGGCAAUUCACUGAAGGGAAAUGACAUGAGAUUUGGAAAAAUUGUAAAUUUUUUCUUGCUGUGGUUACUUUCACUUUUUACAACUUUUUCUAGCUGAAUUUGAGCUUUGAAGUUACGAGCCUCAAUCUUGAGACAUUAGAAAGCAAAUGGGCAGGUUUGUGGUCUCUUUGGUCGGUAAAAAGUGGAGGAGCUCCUUAUUAUUAAGUAUCACACACAUUGAAUCUGUUUGGAUGAAUUCCAAAAUCUAAUCAGUUCAUCAAUUCCGUAUAAAUUCUGCAAAAAUUCAACCACUCAGUCAUGAGACAUUGUUCUAAGGAGAAUCUCCUACACACAGACACAUGCAAACAACAUAUGCUAGGGUUUUUGUGGUAAAUUUUUUUUAAAGGACUUACUUAUUAGCGAUGUUGGCACCUCUUCAAUGCCCAUAAUUUACUUCAGAUCACAAACAGAUAAUGAUGUUUAUUGCAACAACAAAUCAUCCACCUCUACUCUAAGGUUGUGGUUAUCUCAGAAGAUUAAAAAGCAUAGCAUGUUAUAAUUUAUUACAUAUCUGAAUAUAAGUUUGGUUUGGGGAAAACCCAUAUUAAUGUAGGAUAGCUGGCCAUAUGUCUGCAUUUUCUGUUUUAUUUGUUUGCUUAUUUUCCCAUGAGCCACAAGCAAGAUAUAAUUAAUAUAUUAAGAUGCCUUUUGUUAUUUUGGGUGAUAACUGACGUAUCUGGGUUUAUGGAAAAAUAUGUCCAUUUCUGGUUUGCGCUUAAUUUGUUUCAUAGCCUUUUUUAUUUUUCAGGGUUUAAAAACUGAAAAAGUUCAAUACAUGAUUUUCUUUCUGCUUCUGUACUUCCUUAGAAGGUUCAUCUUGUAUGGUGAAAUGUUUUGUGGACUAGUGUGCUAUCAGAAAGCAGACAUGCAUUUAUUUGUUGUGAGAGGAAAACAAAGCCAUCAAAAAUUUCAGUAGCUUUUUUAUCUUUCAAAAGAUGGAUAUGAGAUGAGAGAUUGGGAUUGAAGCUUUUAUUUCCUGGUAUUCUGGUAUCUAAAUCUGUUAAACAACAUAAUACAUAGAACCUUUUGUAUCAGACCAUCCAAUUUUUUAGGUGAGCAAAUGUAAAUGAACAGAUAAUUAAAUUAAAUUGAACUAAAUUUGUUAACAUCACUUAAUAUUUGGUUGCAUAUCCCUUACAAUAACUGCAUCAACCCUGUGACCCAUUGACAACACCAAAUUGUUGGUUUCUUCUUUUGGGAUGCUUUUCUGGAAAUAAUGCCAUAUUCACAGGUGAAACUUCAGGCUAAAACCAAGAGUAAAUGUUUUCUUUCUGCUUCUGUACUUCCUUAUGACGUUCAUCUUGUAUAGUGAAAUGUUCUUUGGACCAGUGUGCUAUUUAUUGUUUAAACGGUCAAUCUUAACAGGACACACCUGGGUAACAAGAAACACCUGUCAGUCAUGUGUUCCAAUAUUUGCUCACCUACAAAUUGGGUGGUCUGAUACAAGAUGUGCUAUAUUCUAUGAUUAACAUGUCUACCGUCUACAUAUAAAUACCAGGAAAUAAAAGGUGAAAUUCUCAUAUUCAUGUUUUGAUCUCAAACCCAAAUGUUUUCAGUGUACAGCAAAAACAAAUGAAUCAGCCUUGCUGUUCCAAUAGUUUUGGAGGGAACUGUACUGAGCAGCUUUCCGGGUGUUUUCCCAGCUGUGUACAUAAUUUACAGAUUAUUUAAGUCCUGCAACUGAGCGCAAGACACUUUCUUCCUUUCCAAUCCAUCCCCCCACCUCACGACUCUUCUUUCCAGUACUCCCCAAACCCCAGUGACUUCAUCAGCAUUUUCUGUGAAAGUACUCCCAUGCCUCCUAAACUUUCCGUUCUCCUCUUUCUCCUGUCAAGCAAUGUUGCCAUAAUCAGGCAGUCAUCUACAUUUUCUAUCUAUUUGGACAAUGACCCUUGAUCAGAGAACCAGCACAUAGUUUUGGGGUUGGAUUUUUUCCCCCUUAAUCAUUUUUACAAACACUGUCUGUCUUCAUUCUCUCUUUUUUUGUGUGUGUUUGUCAUGCUUUAUUUCGACAUACAAAGAUACAACAAUUUUUCUUGAUUUCUGAUUUUUGUUUUUCAUAUUGUAUUGCUGAAGAUAAAUACAGUUCUGAUCUUUAAGAAUUAAAUUCUGAUUUAUUGUAUCCCUGA